AGGAGCAGUUUCUCGCCGCGGGGGCGCACCAGGCGCCAGCGCUCCCUCCCCCGCCCGCGGCGGGGCGGCCAGAAGGGGGCGUGGCCUCGUCGUGGCCCCGCCCCGGGGCGUGUCCGCGGGGGGCGGUUCCGGCGGCGCAUGGCGGCGCUUCCGCUCGGCGCGGCGGCACUGGCGGCACCAUGAACUACAUGCCGGGCACGGCCAGCCUCAUCCAGGACAUCGACAAGAAGCACCUGGUGCUGCUGCGGGACGGCCGGACGCUCAUCGGGUACCUGCGGAGCAUCGACCAGUUCGGAGGCGGCGGCAAGCGGAAAGGCAGGAGCAAGAAGUGGAGGGAGAUCCUCCGGUUCCCGCACAUCAGCCAGUGCGACGAGCUGCGGAGAAGUCUGGAGGAAGACUAUGGCAGCCUGUGCGAGAAGCAGCCCAUCGGCCGGCUGCUCUUCCGGCAGUUCUGCGAGACGCGGCCGGAGCUGCUGCGCUGCAUCCGCUUCCUGGACGCCGUGGCGGACUACGAGCUCUCCCCGGAUGAGAAGCGCAAGGAGAUGGGCGAGAAGAUCAUCCGCAGGUUCCUCAGCCAGAAGUCCCCGGGGUUCCUGCCCGGGAUCAGCCAGAGCCACAUCAGCCAGUGCGCGGAGAACCUGCGGAAAAGCCCCUGCAAAGACCUCUUCAGCGGCUGCCUGCGCCCCCUGCGCGAGUACCUGAGCCGGGCGCCCUUCGCUGCCUACCUGGGCAGCAUGUACUUCGACCGGUUCCUGCAGUGGAAGUACCUGGAAAGGCAGUCGGUCACCAAGGACACGUUUCGGCAGUACAGGAUCCUGGGCAAGGGGGGCUUCGGAGAGGUGUGCGCCUGCCAGGUGCGGGCCACGGGGAAGAUGUACGCCUGCAAGAAGCUGGAGAAGAAGCGGAUCAAGAAGCGGAAAGGGGAGGCCAUGGCCCUGAACGAGAAGCGGAUCCUGGAGAAGGUCAACAGCCGGUUCGUGGUGAGCCUGGCCUACGCCUACGAGACGAAGGACGCGCUCUGCCUGGUGCUGACCAUCAUGAACGGCGGGGACCUGAAGUUCCACAUCUACAACAUGGGCAGCCCCGGCUUCGAGGACGAGCGCGUGGUCUUCUACGCGGCGGAGAUCUGCUGCGGCCUGCAGCACCUGCACCGGGAGGGCAUCGCGUACAGGGACCUGAAGCCGGAGAACAUCCUGCUGGACGACGACGGCCACAUCAGGAUCUCCGACCUGGGGCUGGCUAUCGAGAUCCCCGAGGGCGAGACCGUCCGGGGCCGCGUGGGCACCGUGGGCUACAUGGCCCCGGAGGUGAUCGGCGACGAGCGCUACGCCUUCAGCCCCGACUGGUGGGGCCUGGGCUGCCUGGUGUACGAGAUGGUGGCGGGGCGGUCGCCCUUCCGCGCCCGCAAGGAGCGGGCCGGGCGCGAGGAGGUGGAGCGGCGGGUGCGGGAGGAGCAGGAGCCGUACUCGGACGAGUUCAGCGAGGACGCCCGGGCCCUCUGCGAGAUGGCAGCGGCUGGGCUGCGGGGCGGACGGGGCGGCCGAGGUGAAGCGACAUCCCUUCUUCAGGAGCAUCAACUUCAAGCGCCUGGAGGCCGGCGUCACGAAGCCGUCCUUCGUGCCGGACCCCCGGGCCGUGUAUUGCAAGGACGUGCUGGACAUCGAGCAGUUCUCCACGGUGAAAGGCGUCAACCUGGACCAAACCGACGACGACUUCUACGCCAAGUUUGCCACCGGCAGCGUCUCCAUCCCCUGGCAGAACGAGGCCGCGAGAGCCGGACGCUGCCUGCCCGCCGGCUCCGGAGGCCUCCGGCGAUCCUGCCGCGCGUCCCCGCUGCAGAUGAUCGAGACGGAGUGCUUCAGGGACCUCAACACCUUCGGGCCGAACGGGACCCGCUCCCCGGACCUGGACUGGAAGCAGCUGCCCGAGCCGCCCAGGCGCAGCCUGCUGCAGAGGCUCUUCCGGCGCCACCCGGCCGACUGCGCCAUCGGCACCACCACGCACUCCCCGCCGCCGCCCGCCGCGAACUCGCACCCCGCCGCGGCCAACGCCGCCGGCCCGGCCCGGCCCCCGGCACAGGCACCGUCCUGACCCCGUCCCGCCGCCCGGAGCCCUGCGCGGGCACCCGGCGCCGAGCCCCCUCCUCGCCGUCCCCCGCCGGUCUCGGACGCGCAGCGGGGGCUGCCGGCGCCGGGGUUUCUGGGCGAUGCUCGCGGAGGCGAGGCGGGACGGGACGCCGGUGCGGACGGACGCGCGGACCCUGCCCGGCGGCGGCAGGCUUCGGAGGGAAGCGCGGCUGGGACGGCGUCCGGGGUCGCGGAGCCGGGGGAAGCCGGGCAGGACGCGGGGAGGCGACGCGGGGGCCCUGGGCAGGGGGGCUCUGGGCUCUCUCCCACGCGGGCCGGAGGACGGUGCGGGGGUCCCGGCGACCCCGGCACAGACCCCUCCCCGCUCGCUGGCACAAGGGGGCAGGACAGGAAUAACUAUUUUCGCGGCAUUUGAGCCCGAGAAGUGCCAGCGUUAUCUUAUCGCCGGCUCCGCACGUGGCCUCUGCGGUCCGGGGGGGCUGUUUUUUAUCUGCCAUCUCCAAAUAGCAACACAGGCAGCCUUGGAGCCGCGGGGGGGUCGUGGCGGGGGCUGGCGCAGGCCGGGAGCGCCCCGGCCGGCCUUGCCCGCGGGAUCCCGCGCGGGGGGCGAGGGGCAGCGCCGGGGCGUCCUCGUCCUCAUCCUGACCCGCGUCCCCGGGGUGGCGGGUGUCCCCCCCCUCUGCCCGAGACCAAAACGUGAAAUGGGUUUAAAAAAGGGAGUUUUGUGCCCUCCUGGUAUUUCGCUGCCCCUGCAGGGAGGAGCGAGGCCGCUCGGGUCGAGGGAAGGUGCCGGCUCGGGCGCUGGGUGAAGCAGGUCGGUGGCGUUGGGCGCUCGGCUGCCGGAGGAUGCCCGGGGCGGCGGUGCCGGCGUGGCGGAGCGCGAACCCCACGUUGGGGACACGGCGGGGCCAGCGGCACGGCGGCUGGGGCAGGCAGGGCGGCUCGGAGGGGCCGCGCUCGGCAGCGGGCUGUGCGCUUGGUGCUGCGGCCGCGUGCGAGGGCAGAGAGCUCGUGGGGGGCAACGCACGUAGGUGUGCAGGGGUGAACUGCACGUGGGGCUGGGCGUGCGAGGGCAGAGCGCACGUGGGGGUGCAAGGGGCAGCAUGGGUGUGCAAGGGGCAGAGAGCGUAUUGGGUGCCGGUGCACGUGGGGCUGGGGUGAAGCGCAGCAUUUAUGGGUGUGCAAGGGAGGCAGCAAGCACGUGGGGCGGUGUGCGAGGGGCAGAGCGCUCGUGGGUGUGCAGGGGGCAGCUGUGCACGUGGGUGUGGGCGUGCAAGGGGCAGCAUUUGCGGGUGUGCAAGGGGUGGUGCAGGGGGUGGUGCUGCUGGUGGCCCCGUGGGGGCCGGGACCCCGAGCAGACCUGAGCUUCCCCUUGCACAGACAUCUUUUAUUUUUGUACUCUCCUCUCUGUUAACGUGCUUUGGGGCGUUUUGGGUUUCACUGUUUUUUUUAAAUACUGUAAAUCUCCUGGUUCCAGCACACUCGGUUUACAUUCGAUUGGGUUUUGUACAUUUGUAAACAGUUGUAAAUAUUUGUAUGUUGA
Dromaius novaehollandiae (emu) is the source of this 3630-nucleotide messenger RNA. Its product is annotated as G protein-coupled receptor kinase 5-like. The record is from RefSeq and is a predicted model, not a curated record. The coding region runs from base 180 to 2483 and encodes 767 amino acids. Gene Ontology annotation, molecular function: ATP binding; G protein-coupled receptor kinase activity. Gene Ontology annotation, biological process: protein phosphorylation; signal transduction; regulation of signal transduction. The transcript is spliced from 17 exons. NCBI's taxonomy places the organism in Eukaryota, Metazoa, Chordata, Aves, Casuariiformes, Dromaiidae. Gene Ontology annotation, cellular component: cytoplasm.